AUGAAGGUGACACCCAGUCGGCGAGGGAAACGGUGCAACCGAGAGCAUUCUGCUCUCGAAGAGCCUGAAGCUGAUAUGGAACAGCUUGUGGAAUCAGUCGGUGGAGACUUGUCCGAAUUCUUGUAUCCGUUUGAAAAUAAUGUCGAAUUCGUAGAUAACUCUCCGGAGGAAACUGAGGAAAGCUCAAGAAGUUCGGAAUUUGAAGAGCAAGACAUCCUCUCCGUGCCCGCAACCCCUCCCUCGACCCCAAUGAGCAAGCCAGACCGAACUGAAAGCAGUGUGGCUACCGCUGGCCCAGCUAGAGAUCGGCGACCUUCAGCGGUCUCACGUAGGGCCUGGCACAAGCUCAGGAGAAUGGUAGAGGGCCAGGAGAGGCCCCUUGAGGAGGCAGAGCAAGAUAAUCUCUAUGACAAAGUAACUGGUCGCCGUGAUCAGAGCCGCGAAGCGCAGGAGGCACGAAGCGAGCUUUGCUGCGAGGUUCGUAAAGAAGGGAGUCAACAUCCAGUAGAAAGCGCCACAGCAACACUCCAGAGUACUUCUCGCUCAAGCAAACCAUUGCUACCGGAGGCGAGGUGCUUAAUAAGCGUUCACCAAGGCGAGGAGGCCAACAAGGAGCUCGAAAAAGAAGUUUCCAGUGCAACAGCUCCCGACGAACCGCUGCAGCAACCAACGGAAGGGGAGUUCAGCAGUGAAGCGACUAGCAUCUCUAAGCGUGCUGCUAUCCAGCCAAAUGAAGACAUGCCAAAUGCGGAAGAAGAGGCUCGUGAAUCUUCCCCAAUGCGCAAGAGCGUUGUGAGUUGGCACCCCGUGGCGGAAGUGGUGACUGUGGAAGCGGGAAGUCCGACUACGCAAUACCCAGUUACAAGGAGCACUACAGGCCUCGUGGAGAAGUCCACUCUAAGGUCAUGCAGACGCAUCACAGAUAGAUCGAGUGUGUAA
Eimeria maxima is the source of this 939-nucleotide messenger RNA. RefSeq lists its product as hypothetical. Bases 1 to 939 code for a protein of 312 amino acids. The transcript has a single exon. NCBI's taxonomy places the organism in Eukaryota, Apicomplexa, Conoidasida, Eucoccidiorida, Eimeriidae. The record is from RefSeq and is a predicted model, not a curated record.